This is a messenger RNA of Colletotrichum graminicola M1.001, 480 nucleotides long. RefSeq lists its product as uncharacterized. The record is from RefSeq and is a predicted model, not a curated record. The coding region runs from base 1 to 480 and encodes 159 amino acids. The transcript is spliced from 3 exons. NCBI's taxonomy places the organism in Eukaryota, Fungi, Ascomycota, Sordariomycetes, Glomerellales, Glomerellaceae.
AUGAAGUCCACCAUCAUCCUUGCUGUUGCCUCUGGCAUCACCUUCGGCGUUGCUGCUGUCAACGAGGAUGUCAUCCGCGUUGACAACAUCAACACCAUUGAGCCUGCUCUCGAGCUCACGACUAUCCUUGAGGGUCCUGGCGCUCUCGUUCCCACCUCCGUCGGUGGCAACGGUGUCACUGUCAUCCAGUCCACUGUUUGUCGCCCUGUCACCACCGAGACCUGCGAGGUUAUGGACUUCACUUCCACCUUCCCGGUCUCCAAGGCCACCUCCGCGGUCUCUUCUGAGGUCACUACUACCUCCAUCACUGAGCAGGUCACUUCCAAGACCUCUGAGGCUGCCACCACCUCUGGCACCAAGGUCACUCAGUCUCUUGAGUCCACUGGCACCGUUCAGACUCCCAGCGCUUCCGCUGCGGCCAACAUGGAGUCUGAUGCCAGCUGCUUCUGGGCCGGCAUCGCGCUUCUGAUUUUUGUCUGA